AUGCAUACGCUUUUUGUGGUGACAGGGGCUAACCGCGGCUUUGGCCAAGCUAUUACAAAAGUUCUCGCAAAACAAUACCAGCCAACAUCCAACAAACUUUCUUUUGUACUCGUGGGUCGUCAAGAAGCACCAUUGCAACAAGUAGCCAAUGACAUUCAACAACUUGGUUCCAACAUUGCGACUCAUGUUAUUGCCAAUGCGUCCAUUGACUCGGCAGUCGCCACUCGAGAUACCAUUUUAGAGCCACUCCAAGCCGUUGUCAAGGAUAUGCAAGACCCACCAUUGACUUCAGCCACGUUGAUCAAUAAUGCAGGAUCCACAGGCGACUUGACCAAGCAAGUAUCCGAUUAUGAAGCUGAGGAAAUCCAGGCCUAUUUCAAUGUCAAUCUUGUUUCUUAUACCACUCUUGUAUCAGGAUUCCUGCGAUUAUUCCUUCCCACCAAGACUCCUAUCACAUUGGUCAACAUUUCAUCCUUGUUGGGCGUCCAGCCUUUUGCUAAUUGGGGUCUCUAUGCAACCGGCAAAUCGGCCAGAGAUAUGUUGUUGGGUGUCGUUGCCAAGGAACAUGAACCCACAUCUGUGCGCACAUUAUCCUAUGCCCCUGGUCCUCUUGACAAUGGUCUAAUGAAAGAGAUAUGCGAGACAUUGGGUGAUCCAGAACAACGAAAGUUUUAUAACGAGAUGGCAAAGGAGAACAAGUUGGUCAACAUGGAUGAAACAGCUCAAAAGUUGGCGGAUUUACUCUACACAAACAACUUUACAUCCGGAUCCCAUCUCGACUAUUAUGAUCUUUGA
Molecule: messenger RNA, 795 nt
Organism: Lichtheimia ornata
Lineage: Eukaryota; Fungi; Mucoromycota; Mucoromycetes; Mucorales; Lichtheimiaceae
Product: sepiapterin reductase
Exons: 5
Coding region: 1-795 (264 amino acids)
Biological process (GO): tetrahydrobiopterin biosynthetic process
Molecular function (GO): sepiapterin reductase (NADP+) activity
Source: RefSeq, a predicted model, not a curated record